Messenger RNA from Sciurus carolinensis (gray squirrel), 5357 nucleotides. It is a transcript of the gene Znf662, whose product is annotated as zinc finger protein 662. Gene Ontology annotation, biological process: negative regulation of transcription by RNA polymerase II. The transcript has 5 exons. The coding region runs from base 127 to 1593 and encodes 488 amino acids. The record is from RefSeq and is a predicted model, not a curated record. NCBI's taxonomy places the organism in Eukaryota, Metazoa, Chordata, Mammalia, Rodentia, Sciuridae. Gene Ontology annotation, molecular function: DNA-binding transcription repressor activity, RNA polymerase II-specific.
GAGCGCGGCUGUCCGGAGCGGGCUGGCAGGACGAGGACCCGGGGCUCGUCCGGCAGCUCACGGGGCUGGGGUGUUGCGUCUGGCCCGCCGGCGCCUGCGCUCGCCUCCCGGGAGGGCGACCGGGCCAUGGCGACCGCGGCCCUGGCGAACGGAGUGCGCCUCCGCCGGGUCCUCCAGCUGUUGGCGGGACCGCCCGCGCCCACACGGCCGCGCCCGGAGUCAGUGACCUUUGAGGAUGUGGCCAUCUACUUCUCUGAGAAUGAAUGGACCGGCCUGACCCCUGCUCAGAGGGCCCUGUACAGGGAUGUAAUGUUGGAGAAUUAUGGGACUGUGACUUCCCUGGCAGCAUUUCCAUUUCCCAAACCGACUCUGAUUUCCCAGCUGGAGCGAGGGGAAGCACCCUGGUGCUCAGCUCCUCAGGGAGCUCUGGAUGGAGAAGGUCCAAGGGCCAUCACCUCAGGAUAUCCAUUUCUAAAGCCUACUGGGAUCUCGCAUCUUGAGCAGCUGGAAGAGCCCUCGAGCUUGAAACUACCAGCAGAGGGUCCAAGCCUAAUUUGUACUGAGAGCAUGUGGAAGAGUGAGAAAGAAGACUUUAUUCUGAAAGAGGAAGUUUUUGAGGAGGCACAGGACCUCAUGGUGCUAUCAAGUGGAUCCUGGUGGUAUGGCUCCCAGGAGUUCUUUUUUGGAAAAACCUGUGAAGAGGAGAAAAGCAGGUUAAGGAGGUGGCCUGGCCAUCCCAAUAGGGGAAAUUUGGAAAACACUACAAGCGAUAUUGUAGAAGUGAUUGUCAAGGAUGAGAUGAUCUCAGUAGGAGAGGGUUCAGAAAAUACUGAUGUUAGUAAGUACCUCAGGAUGCAUCAGAAAAUUCUAAAUGAGCAGGUAUUCUACAUACGUGAAGAAUGUGGCAAGUGUUUUGAUCAAAAUGAAGACUUUGGAUACCAUCAAAGAACACAUAAUGGAGACAAGAUCUAUGGAUGUAAGGAAUGUGGGAAGUCUUUCAGUUUUAGAUCACAUUGCAUUGCACAUCAGAGAAUUCACAGUGGGGUGAAACCCUACGAAUGUCAAGAAUGUGCUAAAGCCUUCGUUUGGAAGUCAAACCUGAUUCGGCAUCAGAGAAUACAUACUGGAGAAAAACCCUUUGAAUGUAAGGAAUGUGGGAAGGGCUUUAGUCAGAACACAAGUCUGAUACAACAUCAGCGAAUCCACACUGGGGAGAAACCAUACACAUGUAAGGAGUGUGGGAAAAGCUUUACGCGAAACCCAGCUCUUCUCCGGCAUCAGAGAAUCCACACCGGCGAGAAGCCUUAUGAAUGCAAAGAUUGUGGGAAAGGCUUCAUGUGGAACUCAGAUCUUGCUCAGCACCAGAGGGUUCACACUGGGGAGAAGCCUCAUGAAUGUCCUGACUGUGGGAAGAGCUUCAUUUGCAAGGCACACCUUAUCCGACAUCAAAGAAUCCAUACUGGGGAAAGACCCUAUAAGUGUAAUGACUGUGAGAAGGCCUUCAGUCAGAAUUCUGUCUUGAUUAAGCACCAAAGGCGCCAUGCUAAAGAGAAACCCUAUAACUGUUGGACCUCUCACAUUCUUGAACAUUAGAGAUGCAUACUGGUGAUUCUUGUUUAUAAUUUCUAGGUUAUAGGAGCCCCAGAGACAAAUGAGAUGACCUUCUACAAUUUGCUAUAACCCUAAUAACCAGUAUUAUUUUUCCCCUUCCCCUGAACAGAUACCACCUACUGUAGCAAGUCUAGACCCCCUGUGUGACGGUGUUUAUAUGAGGCACCACUUGAUUGAGCACCUACUCAAUUAAACAGACCUUUCUUCCUCUUCUACUUCUAACCAGUACCACCCAAGUUAGUAUCUAAUUAUGUGCUGUCUCAUGUUUUUCAGUCUCAUGUCUUAGUUUUGACUCCCAACUGAAUAACUCUUUGAAGAUGAGUACUGCAUUUCUUUUGUACUUCAAGUUUUAAGCUUAUUUAUAUUUUGAUUAGAUAGAGCAUGCUCAUGAUAAAAAAAAUGAAAUAGUUCUGAAGGGUGCUCAGUGAAAAGUAAAUUUUCUUGUCAUGCCUAUCUCCCAGUUCUCCCCAGAAGCAAUCACUUUUACAGGUUGUAUAUCUUUUUGGAGAUUUUCUUUAUAUGCAAAUUUUUUAUAUGCAAAUAUUAAUACUGCUUUUCAUAAGUUGGCCUCACAGAAAACCUCAUUUGAUAUAGAUCACAUUUGACAACUCCAGGACCUUCCCUUCCUCUGAAGUCGUGGUCCUCCUGGAGGUCAUCAGGGUAACUUAGGGAAAGCAGCAGAGAGGGGUCUAUGUUGUGCAGUCUUGAGAGACCACAUUGCACUGAGUAGGAGACAGCACUCUGGGACUGGGAAAAUGUAAACCCAGUGAAGAUAUUUUUUCUUAAAAAUAUGUACAGUUAAAACUCUUUACUGCUGUAUUAUCCUGAAUCUCCCAACCUGUCCCCUACUCAUCACCACAAUAGUCCCUAUCCUAAAAUAAGCCAGCCACAGGGCCAUCACCAAGGGUGGGAGAAGUGGUUACUCUGGUGGUGGUUAAUGCUCUGUUAGGUAGCCUCCUCUAGUUAGCAGUUGGAAAAUUCCCAUAUAACCCAGCAUCUUGGUAUCAGAGUCACACUCUUCUUAGGCCCAGGAUCAGAGAAAACAAAUGCUGGGAAUACAUAGAUUCUAUGCAGGAAAGUAAGGAAGCCUAAAAAUUAACUCUUUUUGAAAUCAGUAGUUUAUAGAACAACAUUUUAGAAGGCGAAUGCAAGCUGUUGGUACUAUGAAAGAUGCAGGAUAUUAGAAAGUGGCACUAACCAUCUUAAAGGUUGAGAGGAUUAACACAUUUGAGAUAUGGGUGAGAUAUGUAAGUGAGAAUUUCAAAUUGGCAAUUGUAUAUUAUGGGCUAGAACACCAUGUUAGCCAUGACUAAAGCUGUUUAUUUGGGAGAUAACAAAUGAGCAGGAAACAAAGCCAUGGGAAGUAAUGAACAACAAUCCCCUAGAGAUGGGAAGAAACGAAUAAAAUCAAGAGCUGUAGUGUCCCAUACAGUAGCCACUAGCCACUUGUGGCUAUUUAAAAUUUAAAUGUAGUUCUUUUAGUCACAGUGGCCACCUUUCAAGCAUACCAUAUGUGGUAGUUAGCCAUCUUAUCAUGUAGCAUGAAUUUAUAAGGUUUUCGUCAUUGCAGAAGUUCCUAGAUAGUGCUACCUUCAAAAUGUAGCAAGAUACCAAGACCCAGAAUGGAGAGCUAAGGAAUAUCAAUUCAGUAUUUAGGGAGCUGGAUAGAGGGAGGUACCAGCAAGGAAUGCUAAGAAAGAGCAGCCAGUGAGGUGUUGACAACAUUACCAAUAGGGGUUAUGCAGGCAACAGUUAAUAGGAUUGAAACAUGGACAAGGGCUGCAAGGAAGUGAUAAUCGAAACCCUAAAUAUUCAGAAGCUCCUAAAGUCGGAAUGAUGAAUGUGUGCUGGAUGAGGUCAGAGUCUUAAAAACUGGAAAGAGAGUUUAUGCAAUAAAAUAAGAGCCCAUGAAAGUAGAAUCAUGAAAGAGAAGGAACCGUUUGGACCUACCAAGGAGCAUCAGAGAAGAUGAUCAACCUUAGGAAUGCUCUUGCUCAAAGAUGGAAAUGUUUGUAGGUAGAGUGGUUAAGUGGCAAGAUUCAUAAGUAACAUAACAAGAAGUUACAAAAUACAGCAAAAGAUAGGUAUUCCAGAGGAUUAGGAAAUUGCAUGUGGAAAUGGGUGGCCCCUACUAGGAGAGUUUCUGUUUUUUUUUCCUUACCGGAGGCCUGUAGGUGGGCACUUGGAAGCCCUAAGUUCCUAUCACAGACUGCUUAGGAAUUGUGAUGUGAAAGACCUUCCAAUUUUUAAUGACACUUUCUAAACAUGUAAAAGUCAGAAGAGGAAUAAAAUUAAUACUCAAUUCCUAAAUUUUGGAAUAUAGACAGUGGAAAUUAACAUUUUAUGGUAAGUUACAAUAAUAAUUAUUGAAAGCAAAAAAAUUGACUAUGGGAAAAUUUCAUCUUCAAAUUAAAAAAAUAUAGGAUUAGAAAAUGAGGGUAUAUGGAAAUAGUAUAUUGAAAAGUAGCUAGCCUACCCAGAAUUCCGUAGGGGAAUGAAUAAUUAAAGUCCUGCUAUGUUGCAAACUGUAGCCAGUUAAAGUACCUGUGUUAGAAGCACCUCAGUUGCAAACUAGUGUCUGCAAUUCUGAGUAUCUGCCUUUGAGACUUUCAGUUAGGACUCUAUAAUGAUCAUCUCUGACUUGUUUUCCAUCAUCGAUUCCCCUUCUUUCUAGUAACCCAAAUAUUCCAUGGGAAGUUAUCCUUUAUCAGCUAGGUGGUUUGGAUCUAUCCACAAUUUCAUUUCAUGAGACAACCCUGUUUAGCUUGUCAGUCAGCUUGUCCCAUCCCCUUGGCCACAAAGCCAGUGUGACCUGAAAAAUCUACUGAGUCUUCUGGAAGAAAGACUUUUCCUUCUUUGAGAUUUGCCAAAGAAGAUAUUCUGUGUCCUCUGUGUGGCAUGUAGGAAAAUGUGAGACCUGGGACUCUAGAAACUACUUUUUUCUAUGAAAAGAGGAGAUUCUAGAACUUCCAGGUGAUACCAUGUAGAGCCUGUAGAUGAAGCUAAUGCCAAAGAGAACAGUGACAAAAUAGGGAAACUAAUUCCUUACCAACAUCAUUUGAGCCACUAGAUCAAGCAUGACCUGAAGCAGAUAUACUUCCAAGCUUUUCAGCUAUAUGAGCCAAUGAGAAUAUUUUGUUAAAUUAGUUAGAAUUGAGUUUUCUGCCUUUUGUAAAUUAGCCAUUCUAAUACAGGCUUUUAUUUGAAAGCUGUUUUCUCAUAGAGCAUCUUACUGUUGCAUUUUUUCCCCUUAUUUUAGUAGUAAUACAAGCUACUUAUUUUUAUCUCAGUUGCUCAGAGGUCAAGUGACUAAUAGGUGACUUUCAUACCCUAAAGAUAAUUUCAUAAAUACCACCUAAUUGAUCUUUCAACUCACUCCAUAACAUUCCUUCCAAACUUGAUGAAAAUAUCCUCUCAUUCCCAGAUUCUCUAGUUCAUAUCAUACACCCUCAUUUUCAUUUCUUCCUAUCUCUGAGGAAACUUUCUGUACUCUUUUUUUUUUUUUUUGGUCACAUUCACUUCUAUGUUAAGUCAGAUCAUUGUGGAAUAACGAGGUAUUGGAUUGAGAUCUGCUAGAUAUUUAGUUUUACUGAGCAAUAUUAUUGAGGGGGACUGAGUUCAUACCCAGAGUCAGAGCCUGUGAGACUGAAAGUCAUGUCAGUGAUUGAGGUGACAGUUACUUUCUUAUUAUAGCAACAAAGAAGAAAUAAAAAGAAUUGGCUUUGAUCAUUUUUUUCUUCAUUUUU